AUGUUUACUGUGUGUAACAGUACAGCCACCCACUCCGCACCCCACCGCCAAAGUGCUUUCCCACUGUGUUUCUACUUCACCUCUAUUUUCUUCGCUCGCCCCCUCUCCCCCAGAUGGAUCAAGUUCGAGGAAGAGGUGGAAGAGUAUGCGGAUCGGUGGUCCAAGCCGCACGUUGCCGUCCAGUCUUUGAUGUCUGUUUUCGAGGUCCGCAGCUGCCUUGCCAAGGCUGUUAUGCUACUCGACCUGGAGGCAACAACACUGGAGUCCAUUACAGGUGAGUCUUGCUGUCUGCGGCCUGAGAGGUUGGGCCGUUUAAAGCCCCUCCCAGUAAUGCCCUGUUUCUUUGCAGUAGAAAUCUAA
Dibothriocephalus latus is the source of this 360-nucleotide messenger RNA. The record is from the annotation of a GenBank genome assembly. NCBI's taxonomy places the organism in Eukaryota, Metazoa, Platyhelminthes, Cestoda, Diphyllobothriidea, Diphyllobothriidae.